AUGAUAGAUAUCCCUGGAACACCAGGGACUUUCACUGGUCUUGUCUUGAGAAUUUCUCAGUGUGUUUUCGCUGCUGCCUCCAUUUCUUACAUGGUUUCUUCCGGUGCGUUCUUCAACUACACUGCUUUCUGCUACCUAAUUGCAGCAAUGGGUUUGCAAGUCAUAUGGAGUUCCGGUCUUGCUAUACUAGACACCUUUGCUUUAUUGAGAAAGAAAACGCUUCUUAGCCCGGUAACAGCAACAUUGUCUCUAGCGGGAGCCUCGUCCUCUGCAGGGAUCAUGGUUUUAUACUUUGGGGAUUUAGGAAGCUGCAGUUUUGAAGCAGAGUGUUGGAGGUAUCAACUCUCUGUUACUUUAGCUUUCCUUUGUUGGAUCUCUAUCUCCAUUUCUUCACUUACCACUCUUUGGUUACUUGCUUCUUCUCUGUAA
Eruca vesicaria subsp. sativa (arugula) is the source of this 429-nucleotide messenger RNA. The record is from the annotation of a GenBank genome assembly. NCBI's taxonomy places the organism in Eukaryota, Viridiplantae, Streptophyta, Magnoliopsida, Brassicales, Brassicaceae.